Messenger RNA from Vitis vinifera (wine grape), 2889 nucleotides. RefSeq names its product long chain acyl-CoA synthetase 7, peroxisomal. Gene Ontology annotation, molecular function: long-chain fatty acid-CoA ligase activity. The transcript has 25 exons. Bases 326 to 2305 code for a protein of 659 amino acids. Gene Ontology annotation, biological process: fatty acid metabolic process. The record is from RefSeq and is a predicted model, not a curated record. NCBI's taxonomy places the organism in Eukaryota, Viridiplantae, Streptophyta, Magnoliopsida, Vitales, Vitaceae. Gene Ontology annotation, cellular component: membrane; endoplasmic reticulum.
GUCCUCGUACAUUCCACGUGGAUUUUGGUACCAGUGCGCAUCGUCCAUCCCGCUCAUUCUAGGCCACUUCCAGCUCACCACCACCGGCGGACGUUAGAAAGGGUCACACGACUCACACCCACCGCACCACACCACACCACACCAAACGUGUCCUCUCUAUUUCUCUUUCUAGUUUCUCUCUUUAGGUUCUCUCUCAAUCCACCGAUCAUACCUGUUCCAGUUCCUUAACCAAAACACUUUCCCGGGAAACAAUCACUGGCUCGUGAAUCUGGGAUUGGAAUUGGAGAUCGGUGACGGAGAGUCUCCUUUUUCCUGAAAUAGUUCGAUGGAGUCGACUGCUCAGCGUCGCCUGAAAGCAAUUCAAGGACAUCUUGUUCCGAUCACGCACGUUCUCGACUCGCAUGUUCAAACCAGCACUACCGCCUCCGAGUUUUUUCAUAGUCAGGGAUACAGUGUCGUGCUUCCAGAAAAAUUAAACACAGGAAAAUGGAAUGUGUACAGAUCUGUGCGCUCUCCUUUGAAGCUUAUAAGUAGAUUACCUGAGCAUCCCGAAAUUGGCACAUUACAUGAUAACUUUAUGCAUGCUAUUGAAGCUUUCAAAGAUUACAACUACUUGGGUACUAGAGUGAGGGGAGAUGGAACAGUUGGAGAGUACAAAUGGAUGACAUAUGGAGAAGCAGGCACUGUCCGGUUGGCAAUAGGUUCUGGUCUUCGUCAUCAUGGGUUAUUAGAAGGGGCUUGCAUUGGACUUUAUUUUAUUAACAGACCCGAGUGGCUGAUUGUUGACCAUGCCUGCUCAGCUUAUUCAUAUAUCUCAGUUCCUUUAUAUGACACCCUUGGUCCUGAUGCUGUUAAAUAUAUUGUGAAUCAUGCUGAUGUACAAGCUAUUUUCUGUUUGCCACACACAUUGAACACUCUAUUGAGCUUCUUAUCUGAGAUUCCAUCUGUACGUCUUGUAGUGGUUGUGGGAGGGAUUGAUGAACAUGUGCCCUCCCUUCCAUCAAAUUCUCAGGUUAAGCUUAUUUCAUUUGCAAAACUUCUUAGUCAGGGCCACAGUGAUCUUCAGCCAUUUUGUCCUCCCAAGCCUGAAGACAUUGCAACCAUAUGCUACACGAGUGGUACUACAGGGACGCCAAAGGGAGUUAUACUGACACAUGGAAACUUAAUUGCAACUAUUGCUGGUGCUAGCCUUACCCUUAAAUUCUGCCCCUCGGACAUUUACAUAUCAUAUCUUCCUUUGGCACAUAUCUAUGAACGAGCAAAUCAAGUUUUGCUGGCAUACUAUGGUGGUGCUGUUGGCUUCUACCAAGGGGACAAUUUAAAAUUAAUGGAUGAUUUAGCUGCUUUGAGACCAACAAUAUUUUGUAGUGUUCCUCGAUUAUACAACAGGAUAUAUUCUGGGAUCAUGAAUGCUGUACAAACUUCUGGGGUUCUAAGGAAGACGCUAUUUAAUGCUGCCUAUAAUUCCAAAAAGCAAGUCAUAAUAAGUGGUGACAAUGGGCUAAAAAGAAAGAGGGAGCCCUCCUUCAUAACUAUAAAAUCUCAACAUGAUGAAGGCCGAAACCCAUCACCCAUGUGGGACAGAUUGGUAUUCAGCAAAAUAAAGGGAAUGCUUGGAGGAAGAGUCCAUUUUAUGGGUUCAGGUGCUUCACCUUUGUCUCCUGAUGUCAUGGACUUUCUGAGAGUAUGCUUUGGUUGCCAAGUAAUUGAAGGCUAUGGAAUGACCGAGACCUCUUGUCUCAUAAGCUGUAUGGAUAAGGGUGACAACUUAUCUGGUCAUGUUGGAUCUCCUAAUCCUGCUUGUGAAAUAAAGCUUGUGGAUGUUCCUGAAAUGAAUUACACCUCUGAGGAUCAGCCCUAUCCUCGCGGUGAAAUAUGUGUCAGGGGUCCCGUUCUCUUCCAAGGCUACUACAAAGAUGAAGUCCAGACUUACUUUGACAGGAAGGAAGUAAUUGAUGGAGAUGGUUGGCUGCAUACAGGAGACAUUGGGUUAUGGUUGCCUGGAGGUCGCCUUAAGAUUAUUGAUAGGAAAAAGAACAUCUUCAAGCUGGCACAGGGUGAAUAUAUAGCACCAGAGAAAAUUGAGAAUGUAUAUGCCAAGUGCAAAUUUGUUUCCCAAUGUUUUAUCUAUGGUGAUAGCUUGAACUCCUGUUUAGUAGCCAUAGUCUCAGUUGACCCAGAUGUGUUGAAAGAUUGGGCCACAUCUGAAGCCAUCAAGUAUGAAAAUCUAGGCCAUCUAUGCAAUGAUCCAAGAGCAAGGGCAGCUGUUCUCACAGAAAUGGAUGCAAUAGGAAGGGAAGCUUAGUUGAGAGGUUUUGAAUUUGCAAAAUCUGUAACUUUGGUGGUUGAACCAUUCACCAUGGAGAAUGACCUCCUGACCCCAACAUUCAAGAUCAAGAGGCCCCAGGCAAAGGCUUACUUCUCUGCUGCAAUAUCAAACAUGUAUGCAGAAAUUUCUACAUCCGACACAAAUCCACAGAAAAUGUUAUGAUGAUCUUGAUUCAGGAAGGGGGAAAGAAAGCCGAGCACAUGCAAGGUAACCUCUAAUGGUGAUUCCACUUCCUUACGUGCAGGGAUUUCUAGGUAGGCAAGAACUGAAGGGGGCCGACUCUAGCUACCCAGAAGAACCCAUUUCAAUAAGACCAGCUCCACAAACAGAAGAUGAAGUUGAAUCUGUCUCUCUCCUCCACCAUCCAACAUAUUUGACAAGUCUGUAAAAAGAAUUCCUACUAGUGGAGAAUGGAAAAGCUAGAAGAAGGAUUUCUCCAGUUUCCAAAACAAAUAAUUAUGAAUAUUGGAAUAAUUUUAACCUACCCCCCAUGGUUUCUCAUACAAUUUUCAUAUCACAUAAUUCCUGCAAUGGAGUGUUCUGCAGAGACUUGAUUGCCA